Molecule: messenger RNA, 3976 nt
Organism: Daphnia carinata
Lineage: Eukaryota; Metazoa; Arthropoda; Branchiopoda; Diplostraca; Daphniidae
Exons: 9
Coding region: 1-3816 (1271 amino acids)
Source: RefSeq, a predicted model, not a curated record
AUGGCUGCCAUUGGCACGGAUGGUAGUGGAAUUCAGCAGCAUCGCUGGAAUGGACUUAUUGCACCAUCGUACCGUGUUCCAUCGCCUUUUAACCGUAAUAUAACUUUAUCCCAGUUGGAUUUUCUAUUACGACACAUAUCUGGAAAUUCAACAAGAUCGAAGAAUGGUACACCAGGAAAUUCUUUUUCUGGCCGUUCCAUGAUAGAUGACCAAUGGCGUUUUUAUCCAAUUUCUCCACCACCGGUUGAUGUGCGUCGUUUUGACGAUGGAAAUGUGAAAAAAGGUUUGCCUAAAUCUCGGAGCAAUCCUAGGAUUAAUCCUCGAUUUGUCAGAUUUAAAAUUGUUGACAUCGAAAGCCUCACACAUAAUGAGGGAUCAAAUAAACAUUCAUUUAACAAUACGUACGAUCUAUUUGGAAAUGCAUCUGAUAUUGACCAGACUAGUAGGACGGGUCCGUAUUGGUUCGGUAUCCGAAAGUUAAUUGGAUCCAAAUUAGGAAUAGGAAGGAUAUUUGGAUACACGAGUUACCCCACUUACGUCGCAGGGCCGCCAGGUCCACCUGGGCUGCCUGGACCCCCUGGUCCAACAGGAGUAGGAAUACCUGGUAUACCUGGUGUGCCAGGGGUGCCUGGUGCGGCAGGGGCAGCAGGUGCGGCCGGAGCUCCUGGACCCACGGGUGCAACUGGCCCGGCUGGUACAUCAGGAGCAGCCGGUCCUACUGGAGCAAAUGGGCCACCAGGAGCUCCUGGUCCAACAGGUGCAACUGGUCCGGCUGGUACUUCUGGUGCUGCUGGUCCUCCUGGUCCAUCUGGCUCAGUGGGUGCAGCAGGAGCAACAGGCCCAACUGGUCCAACGGGCCCAACAGGUCCUUCUGGUUCUAGUGGUCCUCCCGGUUCAUCCGGAGCCAUUGGUGCCCCAGGAGCGCCCGGUGCAGCCGGUGCAUCUGGCCCUCCCGGUGCCACGGGUCCAGCAGGUUCAUCUGGUGCUACAGGCCCAACCGGACCAUCAGGUUCAGCUGGCCCAACCGGCCCACCUGGUCAAGUUGGUGCAGCUGGAGCACCAGGAGCGGCCGGAGCAGCCGGUGCAACGGGUUCUCCUGGACCUCCAGGCCCUACAGGCGCUGCUGGAGCAGCCGGAGCAGCUGGAGCAGCAGGCGCAGGUGGUGCGGCUGGUGCAACAGGUCCGCCCGGUCCUCCUGGACCAGCAGGAGCACCAGGACCACCUGGAGUAUUCGCCGAUUUCGUCGCAGAUUCUCUGCAUAAAAUUUCGCACGGGCAAAAGAAGAAAGUUGCAGAUAAACCAGGCCAUCUGGAACAAAAGACGGUUGAAUCGGUGCAAUCGUACGUUAAUGUACAGCCAGAAUCACAAACGAUAGGGCAACAAGAGAAGACAAUAGAACAUUUCGCUGGAGAACAGUCAGCGGAUGACGGACAUUUAGAACUGGAGCACCAGGUGGAAGCAGUGAUUUCCGUGCGACCGGAUGAAAAAACAGAAUCGUUUCAGUGGAUACUGGAACACGACAAGAAUCCAAUUAAGCUGGUCAUUUCACUGCACAAAGACAAGCCAAUUGAGGCUCAGCAUUCAGAGGAUACAACUCAACAAUUUGGGUUGAGGCAAUCCGGAGAACAUCCAAGUUCGGUCAAAUUAGAAGAUGUGAAGCAAAAUGCAAUGCCGGUCGAAUUGAAACGGCCAAAUUUGGAGAAGUCAGGUGGGUUAACAACUCAAAGACCCGUCCAGUCCGGCCAAAAGACAGAGGAAAUAGGAAAUAUAAAGCAGAAACCGAUAGAGUUGAUGCAGCUGAGAGAAAAAGUGCAAUCGUACGAUAUCCUCCAGCCGGAGCAUAUAUUGGAAUUGAUUGAAUGGAUGCAGCGACAGCAUGGUUCAGAACCAGAUGAACCGAUCGAAAAGGUCAGGGCCGUCGGACCUCCAUUGAUGGAUUCCGUACAGACGAGAGAAAAAGAGGAAACAUCAGAACGGGUGAGGCACAAAGAGAACUCAAAUGGACCUGGAACGUUGGGGCAAAAGGCGGAGCCAGCUGAGCCGAUAGGGACCGAACAACCAAGUUUGAUACCUGUUCAAUUACCGCAAGGUGAACAAGACAAAUCAGAGGCCGUACAGCCGAAUCAAACGUUAGCGGGAAUCGAACAGAACCAGCAGAAGUUUGUUGCGAUUCUUAAUCCAGUAAAGCCUGAAGUGUUAGAUGAAUCAUCAGUGCCGUUAGUGCAAAUUAUGGAACAAUUAGGAUCAUUUGCAGAAGAUGGAAAUGUCAAUGGAAUUCAACCGAUGUUGGUGCAAGUGGAGAAUCCCGAUGAAUCAAAGAAACCAGGACAACAAGAAGAGUUGGGAAAUAGGGUCGAAUCAUUUGAAUCGAUUCAAGUGGAUCAAAAAGUUAAACAAAUUGAAAAUGUCCAACAGCCGGACGAGAACAAGUUGCCUAUUGAAUCGACAUGGCAGAAAAAUGUCGAAUUUGAAACGCUACAGCCAGAAACUAGUACGGAAUUCACAGGAGCGUUCCUUCUAGAUCAAAGGCUACAACCAGUUGAACCAACACAAUCAGAGAAAGAGGUCGUUAACCUUGAAGAAAAGCUGCUUGAUGAAAAAUCGAUGCAAGUUGAACAGGAACAUCGAGUGACACCACAUCAAUCGUCGUACAAGGAACCAUUCGAGACUCUCCAUCAGGAUCCAGAAAAACAGCAUAUAGAAUGGCAACUGAUGAAAGAACAACCGCCUAAAUCCUUGUCCCCUGAUGAAAAUGCAAAAGAGUUUGAAUCGAUGGGAAAAAAGCCAAUAGAGUCACAGGAGUCAACUGACCGGACUAACUCUGAAUGGAUGCAAUCAGAGAAAAAUGGCGAACAAACUGCACCUCCAGUGUCAAAGGAAAAUGAAUGGAUCUUUCCCACAGAUAUGACUCACGAAGAGACUCCAGUUGUACAAGAAGAUGAGCAGCUGCCGGUCAUUGUCCAGUGGGAUCUCAAAGAGAUGGUACUCGAGCCAACUCCAUUGGUUCGAGACGAGGAGCUAAUUGACCAGACAAAACAGCAGACAAAAGAGAAAAUAACUGAAAGUUUAAAUCAACCGCAGAACAAAGAACCAGUUGAACUGAUUCGUUCAACAGUGGAAACACCUGAAUUCCACCAGUCCAGCCAUAACGGCACAUUAGUCGUCCCAGCACUCGUUCAAAACGAAAACCUAUCCGAAUCGAUCCAGACGGAGAAAAUCGAGUUGCUAAAACCGGAGCAUUUUGAAAUUUCAGAAAUCAAAAACACGUCAACACAGUUGGUAGAGUCAGAGAGAAAACCUUUAGGAUGGCUGGAAGCAGAGCUGAUGAAGACACCCGUUGAAACUGUGCAUCCAACGGAGCGAGACGAAACAAAAGCUGUGCCCAUUGAGUUGAUGCAAUUAGAAGAAAAGGUGAAUCAGUCGAAUACGUCUGUACGCGGAUACAAGAAGAAACCAAGCGCAUCAGUCAAGCAGGUAAAAAAGGAUGACGGACUUCAAACUGAGCACGUCCCCGUUAAUAGUGAUCUUUUGAUAGAGGGAACCGGGCAAAUGGGACACGAACUCGAUGAAGAGAUUACAUGGAUAAUGCAAAUUUUGUCAGACGAUGACUCGCAUGAAACGCAACAGAAGACGGCCUACAUGUCAGAACCUGCCAGUGUAACCACUCAAUCCGCAAUCCAUCCAGAGAUUCAUGAGGCAUCAACUAGUGACUCUAAGGACGGAUUAGAAGAAUCGCCUGAUAUACUGCGUCAAUUUUAUUCGUCCUAUAUUCGUCCAAUCCGGAAGAGUGAAUCGGCCGUCACAGACGUUCGAUGAUGCCACAAAAAUGUGUGUAAACUUGGUGACAAACGUGUGGAAUCAAACUGAGGAUUCUACAGAUAUUAUCUUUUCUUAAUGCUCAGUGUACAAAUGUGUCUGCAUAAUAUAAAUGACCUUAAUAGAAAUUCCGAAUGAUUUAUGUCUACCAGAUGUGCAA